AUGUUCCUCUACAUGUUAAUCUUCAUGGCAUAUCAUAGCAGCAGAUGGAUACCGAGGAAUCAGAGGUUAAAAUUUCAGAUAGUGAAUGCAGUGUUCACGGCACUUGUUCUGGUCCCUCAGUUCUACAUCAUGGGAAGGCCAAAAUCCUCCCGAUACUGCAGGCAGCCUCUUCUCAACAACCUGUCGGCCUCCAUCGCCUUAUCUUUCAUAGCUUCAGGUUUCUCAGUGAUAUUUACAUUAAUAGAGCCGGUUCCUCAGAGCUUGUGGGCUUCCUAUCACGUGUUUGGGCUGCUGACAUGUGGACAAGGACUGUGCACUGCCAUCCUGACUCUGACAGCAGCAGCAUGUGUCAAAACCACCCCCGAGCUGUACUACAUGUCCCUUAUUCUUACAGUCGCUUCCAUUUUCAGUACAGGUUUUUUCAUGGUGAGAGGAGGACUCUGGUUGACCAAUAGGCCGCCUGUGAUGGACCCGAGCACAAACAAUGAGCGAUAAAGCAGACCAGCUGUCCUACGCCGACAUCGAUACUCCACAUAUUAAGAUUUCAUGUGGUUUUCAUGCCAGCAGCAGCUCGUAACUUAAAACCAUGGGAAGACAAAAAAAAAAGGGAA
Messenger RNA from Chelmon rostratus (copperband butterflyfish), 611 nucleotides. RefSeq names its product probable intracellular septation protein A. Bases 1 to 495 code for a protein of 164 amino acids. NCBI's taxonomy places the organism in Eukaryota, Metazoa, Chordata, Actinopteri, Chaetodontiformes, Chaetodontidae. The record is from RefSeq and is a predicted model, not a curated record. The transcript has 6 exons.